Messenger RNA from Physcomitrium patens, 1372 nucleotides. Its product is annotated as ras-related protein RABC1. NCBI's taxonomy places the organism in Eukaryota, Viridiplantae, Streptophyta, Bryopsida, Funariales, Funariaceae. The record is from RefSeq and is a predicted model, not a curated record. Gene Ontology annotation, molecular function: GTPase activity; GTP binding.
UGUUGGUCUUACGACGGAAAGGUUUAGUACAUUGCUGUGGCGAACUCACUAAUCACCCCUCCCUUCCAUUCUAGUGCAUUCAUGCUUCCUCCUUGCUCUGCUUUGAGCUUCGACGACGUCGCCAAGCUUCCAGCGAGGAUUAGCAUCGCUGUUCGCGAGGGAUUUGCUUUCGCGACGACUCACGAGUGUACGGAAAGCGUUGGAGCGGGUUUCGCAUAAGGAGUCUGCGAAUUGUGGAGCUGCUGUGGGAAUUUGAAGCUUAAGAAAAGGUUUUGAGAAGGUUCAGGGAGUUCGGAAGAGAUUUUGAUGGCGAUGGCGGCAUCGGGAGGGGAGUUUGAUCACCUGUUCAAGGUAUUGUUGAUAGGGGAUUCAGGGGUGGGGAAGAGCAGCUUGCUGCUUCGGUUUACGGCCGACACGUUUGAUGAUCUAUCGCCAACAAUAGGGGUGGAUUUUAAGGUGAAAAUGAUGACGCUCGGGGGAAAGAGGUUGAAGCUGACGAUCUGGGACACUGCGGGGCAAGAGAGAUUCAGAACCCUGACGAGCUCGUAUUACAGGGGGGCGCAAGGUAUCAUUCUUGUGUAUGAUGUCUCCCGACGGGCGACGUUCACGGAUUUGUCGGACAUCUGGUUGAAGGAGGUGGACCGUUUCUCCACGAAGCCGGACUGUAUCAAGAUGCUGAUAGGGAACAAGGUGGACUUGGAGGAGCGGGAGCGAGUGGUGACCAAGAAGGAAGGGAUUGCAUUUGCCCGGCAGCACGGGUGUCUGUUCUUGGAGGCUAGUGCUAAGACGAGCAUCAACGUGCAGCGGUGCUUCGAUGAGCUCGUGCAGAAGAUUUUGGAUACUCCGAGCUUGAUUGACAAUGUUGCGCAGCUGAAGAAGAAUGUGCUCAGACCUGGGGAGACCGCGGAUUUGCCAUCUCCUGCAGCCGGCGGUGCAUGCGGUUGUUGAGAGGUUAUUAUUGCAGAAUUUUGAGAUUUCCCGAACUUGUCAUUUAUUACUCUCUUGUACAUGUGUAAUUUCUUUUUUCAUUCAGGCAUUGGACACUUUCUGUAAAUAAUUUUUGAUAUGACGAUUAUUUAUGUGUUUAGGCAGAUAUCCUGGGCCCAUUGUUUUUCCACGAAUGUGAGGAUUGUGAAUUUGACUGUCCACUCCUCUAAGCUAUCUUACAGCUUUUAAUGGGCUUGAUGAUUUGGUUUUAGUUUUGCUUUGUUCUGUUUUAGUAUUCUCAUAUCUAUUUUGUAUUUCAUAACAGUCAAGUUGUUUGAGUGUUUUUUUGUAUCUUUGACAAGAUACUCAGUUGUUCCCAAACACACAUUUGAUCAACAACCGAAGAAGUAAAAGUUUGGUGCUGUAGCGUACUUGACUUUUUGGA